Gracilinanus agilis (Agile Gracile Mouse Opossum) is the source of this 2374-nucleotide messenger RNA. It is a transcript of the gene TMC4, whose product is annotated as transmembrane channel like 4. Lineage: Eukaryota; Metazoa; Chordata; Mammalia; Didelphimorphia; Didelphidae. Gene Ontology annotation, cellular component: plasma membrane. Gene Ontology annotation, molecular function: mechanosensitive monoatomic ion channel activity. The transcript is spliced from 15 exons. The record is from RefSeq and is a predicted model, not a curated record. The coding region runs from base 1 to 2124 and encodes 707 amino acids.
AUGGAGGCCGGGGGAGGAAGUGGGGACCACUGGGUCCCUCGCGGGCCUGGUCCAGGCCCAUCCCUGUCAGCCCUCCUUAGCCAGCUCCCUAGCUCGGCCACAGUGAGAUACCGGGGGCCCGGGAUACCUCCCUGGGGAGCCCCAGAGCCACAUCUGGAGCAGAGCAGGCAGGACGACCAGCCACGGGGAAAAGCUGCCCCAGCAACAUCCCCAGAAGAGCCUCCAGAAUCCCAGGCCCUCCGGGAGCUGCCCUGGCCCAUGGAGGCCAAACGGCAUCUGUGGAAGCGUCAAGAGGGCAGGCCGACCAAGCGGGUGACGGGCAUAAGAGGAUCCAAGGGGGCCCUGCUCCUGGGCCGAGCUUGGGCUCCUUUGGCUGCAAUCCCAAAGAUGCUAGAACCCUGGAGGUCCACCCUGAUGAAGAUUGGGGGCCAGUACGGGGCAGGCACCGAGUCCUACUUCAGACUACUUCGGUUCCUGCUGGGCUUGAACAUUCUGGGGGCCUUGUUCCAAGGAGCUCUGACCCUGCUGCCUCUCUUCCUGUUGGGUCCCCUCCCCCAGCCCCCCUCUCCUGGGGUCUCUCAGCCUUGUGGCUCCUAUGACCCUCUGCCUGGGGGCCUCGUGGACUACCCCACCCUCCUAACCAACCUACUCUCUGGAGAGGGUCACCUGGAGUGGUCCCCCCUCUUCUAUGGCUUCUACCCAGCACAGCUGAGAGGUGGCACCUUCCAGCUGCCCAUCGCCUACCUGUUGUCCACUUUUGUGUCGGGCCUCCUGUGCCUUCUUCUGAUCCUCCGCAGGUCCGUAUCCGGCCUCAAGCAGACCCUGCUCAGCGAAUCGGGGGCUCUCACCAGCUACAGCCACCGGAUCUUCUCCGCUUGGGACUUCAGGCUCCAGGGCGCCGGCCCUGCGGAGCUCCGCAGAGGGGCGCUCCGCUAUGAGCUGCAGGUGGAGCUGGAGGAGGCCGCAGCGAAGAAGAGCGCUGAGGCCCGGAGCCGGGGACAAUGGGCUGCGCUGUGGGGGGCUCGGGCCCUGCUUAACCUGCUCAUGCUAGCCUUGCUCGGGGCCGCCUUCUACGGGAUCUACUGGGCCACGGACCCCGACGGGAGGCUGCAGAACGACCCUGUGGUCCAGGAAGUCCCCAUCCUGAAGCUUCUGGUCGCCUAUCUGCCGUCCAUCUUCAUGUCCGGUGCUAACCUGAUCCUGCCGCCAGUCUUGGGCCUUCUCACCAGCCUCGAGGGCUACACUCGGAGCCGCCAGAUCCAGCUCAUCCUCCUCAGGACCGUGUUUCUCCGACUGGCCUCGCUAGUGGUCCUGCUCGGGGCCCUCUGGAAGCAGAUCACCUGUGGGGGCAACCCCGAGGCUGAGGCCUGCGCCACCUGCGGCUACGCCCACAGGGAACUACCGUGUUGGGAGACUCGGCUAGGGCAGGAGAUGUACAAGCUCCUGCUGUUUGACCUACUGACCUGCCUGGCCGUGCCUCUGCUGGUUCAGUUCCCACGCAAACUCCUGGGCAGCAUGUGCAGGGGUCCUCUGGGCCGUCUGUUGGGAACCCUGGAGUUCCAAGUCCCAGACGAAGUAUUGGGGCUAGUGUACGGGCAGACGCUUGUCUGGGUUGGUGGCUUCUACUGCCCCCUCCUGGCGCUACUCAACACAGCCAAAUUCCUACUCCUCUUCUACCUAAAGAGGUUUACUCUCUUCACCUUCUUCUCACCUGCUUCUCGCACCUUCCGGGCCUCCUCAGCGAACUUCUUCUUCCCACUGGUGCUGCUCCUGGGCUUGGCCCUGUCCGCUGUCCCCGUGCUCUAUGGCAUUUUCGUGAUCCCACCGUCCAAGCUGUGUGGUCCCUUCCGGGGCCAAGUAAACAUUUGGGCUUCGAUACCUAAUGCCAUCCAGGGCCUGUCUCAGGGUGUCCAAGAUUUCCUUUUCUCCCUGGGGACCCUCAGCUUCGCUGUCCCUCUGAUGCUGGCAUCCAGCAUCCUGAUGGUUUACACCUUGACUCUGGCCAGUUCCUACGGCCGCCUGGUCUCCACGCUGAAGGGACAGAUCAAGAUGGAGAGCGAGAGUAAAGUGCUGUUGGCCCAGAGGAUUGUGGAACUCAGCGGAAAGAACCAGGAGCUCCUCUGACCCACAGCUGAGGAGCCACUGCAGCGUGUUCGGGGAUACUGGCCAACUCUCACUCGUCAGGAAUAUGAAACAUGAAGACUACAAGUCCCAUGAGGCCUUGGGACAGAGUGCCGCGGAGGCCUCUGGGAGACAGGAGCACAGAUGGGUGGGGUGUAAGAGCCGUCCAAUCUGUAAGCCACAGGUUCCCGUUAGGGACCCAGGCAUCCGAGUCCCCAGUCUUAACUCUUUCAAUAAAUGUAGUCUCGGCCUC